UUACAUAAUACAAAAUUAAAAAAAAAAUAGAAUUUAGACUUUGGAGGMUAUGAAGUUGCAUACUCUUGUACAGUAGGUGGCGGUAUGCACCUGGAAGUUGUUUGUAAUCCGCCAGUAAACGAAAAGAAGAAGAAUAAGGAAGAGGAAGGUAGAGCUCAAGAAAUAAAAUAMUGUACUAAAUAGUAAACUUUAGUUUUAAUACAGAAUUCGCGCAUCUUCAGAAACUUACACGGUGUCUAAAUGGGUGCAUAUUAUUGCGCCAUAUGUAAACAGACGACAUUCUCCGGCGGGAAGAAACACAUUUUUGGGAAAAGUCACCAAAGCAGACUCAGAGUUGUUCUUCUCAAGUUUACAGAGAAGGUGAAAGAAGCUCGCCGAACACUUAGAAAACCCCAAGUUGAAAAGUUUGAUUGCACCCAGCACAAGCUUACGUUUUGGUGCUACUGCUGUGGGGCUGAGGUUGAGAAACAUGUUACAGAUGACAACAUGACCGUCAUGUACGGAGGUUUAAUAGAACACAUGGCCACAAGACAACACAAGAAAAAUACUCACAAAUUCUGGUGGGAAAAUAAGGCUGAUCCAAAGAUUAGAGACAAAGUCCUCAUCACAGAGGAGGAAGCUGAAAGGUUUAAAGCUGAAGUAGAAAAAGUUUUGGAGUCAUUCGUGGAGAAAGAGGACGAACACAUUAAAGAGCAAGCUGACUUUAUCCGAGCUCAGGAAAAACAUCGGCAGGAGGUCUUUCAGUCCCUUUUAGAGCGUAAUGAAGAACUGGAAGUGUCCAAUGGACCCAGCAGCAGCAGCAGCCUGUCUGCUGACAUUUCUGCCAGAUGUCAGUUUCAAUCUGAAGGAUCAGACCAGCCAGUGAGGAGCGUCUUYGUUGAUUCGGUGGUUGAGGUGCCACAGGCUGCAGUUGGACAGGAGCUGACAUUCAUAGGUUAUCAGGAUUCAUCAACCUGUGGAAAUGUUCAUACAGGUGCCUUUCCUCCUUGGCUCCAAGAUGAUCCUUUGGAGGGGUCCUCAGAAGCUGCUCCCCAGGCAGAGAUCGGYCCAUCGCUCCAAGAGUUCCUCAAACAGAAGGAGCAAGAGAAGCUGAGGAAGCUUCCUCCGAACAGAGUUGGGGCCAACUUUGAUCACAGCUCACAUACAGACGCCAACUGGCUGCCCUCGUUUGGAAGGGUUUGGAACAGUGGGCGGCGCUGGCAGUCCAGGCACCAAUUCAGACAAGAGGAAGGUCAGAAGAAAAAACAGAAGAGGAAGCGGGAGCAGCACGGCGCAGAGGCCUCGAAGAAAACGAAACUGAAUGAACAGCCAACAAACUCUGACAUGUAAAAUAUGAUGCCCUGGAACUCAAAUAAUAAUAAUAAAUAAAAAUAAUAAUAAUACAUUUUAUUUGAAGGUGCCUUUCAUGGCACUCCAGGAUACUGUAUAAUUAAAAUACAAUAUAAAAUGCAGCAAAAAACUAAAUAAUGGACAAAAAAAAGUCAUUUUGUUACCUUACUGAUAUGUUCAAAUUAACAAAACAAUACAUUUUGAAAAUGUUUUAAGCMUUUAUGUUAAUAUAAAUACUUGCAGUGACGGUGUUUACUUGGUCUAACAAUUUGUAGCUAUUUGCAGUUUUUGUUUAUGUAGAACACAUUUGAAGCUAGUUUCAUAUUUUAACAAAACUCCAUAUUACACUGUUACACUUAUUUGGUUCAGAGUCAGAAAUGCAGAGUUUGUGUUGUGKCCUAAUUUGUCUCUGAGCUGCAGCAUCAAAUCAGUGGAUUCAACUCAUGUCCUGCAUCUUUAUCAAAAUUGUAGAAAAAAGUGAGAAUAGCGGAGCUGUUUUAUAAAAUGACCAGCAGGGGGCGCAAAGAAUCUUACAGAAUUAAUUUGCUGCCUUGUAAGUUUGACUAAUUCUGUUUUUAUUAUUAUAUGGGGGGAAAAUGUAUCAUUUUUGUAACUCACAUAGGAGUGGUGGUAUUCCAGGUGUUUCUUUUUCAUAUUUGACAGGCAAAGAAUAUGUACACUCAAUAAUAAAUGCUCAUUUCCCUUUUUA
Molecule: messenger RNA, 2038 nt
Organism: Austrofundulus limnaeus
Lineage: Eukaryota; Metazoa; Chordata; Actinopteri; Cyprinodontiformes; Rivulidae
Gene: cenatac
Product: centrosomal AT-AC splicing factor
Exons: 11
Coding region: 241-1329 (362 amino acids)
Source: RefSeq, a predicted model, not a curated record